AUGGCAUCAAGGAACGGGAUCACGUCUAAGCUCAAAUACAUUGUUGAGGAUGAGAGUUCAAUAAAGAAUGCUAAAAUCGAAAACUGCAUUGGCUCUGUCAAAGUGCCUGUUGGCAUUGCCGGCCCUCUGAGGAUAAGCGGUUCUGAUGGCACAAAGGGCAUCUUCCACGCCCCAUUAGCAACUUGCGAAGCUACAUUAGUAGCAGGUUGCUCCCGGGGGAGUAAGCUCUUGAACUCCAGCGGUGGAGUUAAAUUCAAACUGCUCCGAGACAAUAUGACGAGAGCUCCUGUCUUUUGGUUUUCCUGUGUGGAGGAUGCUGCAUCAUUUUACGACUUGUUACCUCAACUCUUCUCCGAAUUCCGAGAUGCUGCACAAUCUACCAGCAAAUACGCCUGCCUCGAAAAAAUCACGCCUCACCUUGUGGGAAACACUGUUCACGUCGUACUUGAGUACCACUGUGGAGAGGCUGCAGGCCAAAACAUGGUUACAUUUGCUACACAGCAGGCAUGUGACCGUUUUGCAGCAUCCACUACAGCCCAAGAAGUGAGACUCCAGAAGGUUUCCAUCGAAGGAUCACUAGCCUCAGAGAAAAGCUUAUCUUGGGGAAAUAUCUUAAACUCACGUGGCGUUUCUGUCAUGGCGUGGGGGAGGAUCACCAAAAUGGCCUGUGAAAGUACUCUAGGCUGUUCUACUUGGGCUCUUUACCAGCACACAAUAAAUAGCAAGGAGGCUGCUACACGACAUGGGCAGUUGGGAUACAGUGUCAACCAAGCCAAUAUUGUGGCCGCAAUGUUCAUCGCAUGUGGACAAGACGCUGCCAGUGUGGCAGAAUCUGCCUGGAGCCACUUGAUUCUUGAAUACGACCGGGGAACCGAAGAGCUCUGUGUGUCAACCUAUUUUCCAAGUCUCCCAGUUGGAACCGUCGGAGGCGGUACUAUCUACGACACGCAGAGAGAAGCGUUGGAGAUACUUGAAUGUACUGGCCCAGGAUCCAAAUGUCGUUUGGCGGGCCUAAUCGCAUCGUUCGCUCUUGCUCUGGAUGUUAGUACAGCCGCCGCGGUUACCAAUAAUACAUUUGCAGCUAGCCAUUACAAGCUUGGAAGAUCUACUGGUGACGCACAACAUAAGCUUUGA
Molecule: messenger RNA, 1134 nt
Organism: Penicillium samsonianum
Lineage: Eukaryota; Fungi; Ascomycota; Eurotiomycetes; Eurotiales; Aspergillaceae
Product: hydroxymethylglutaryl-CoA reductase
Exons: 1
Coding region: 1-1134 (377 amino acids)
Biological process (GO): coenzyme A metabolic process; isoprenoid biosynthetic process
Molecular function (GO): hydroxymethylglutaryl-CoA reductase (NADPH) activity; protein binding
Source: RefSeq, a predicted model, not a curated record